This is a messenger RNA of Sander lucioperca (pikeperch), 2651 nucleotides long. RefSeq names its product G patch domain and ankyrin repeats 1 (gene gpank1). The coding region runs from base 1 to 1119 and encodes 372 amino acids. Gene Ontology annotation, molecular function: protein binding; nucleic acid binding; DNA-binding transcription factor activity. Lineage: Eukaryota; Metazoa; Chordata; Actinopteri; Perciformes; Percidae. The transcript is spliced from 4 exons. Gene Ontology annotation, biological process: regulation of DNA-templated transcription. The record is from RefSeq and is a predicted model, not a curated record.
AUGGCUGCAUUAGGCUUUACUCCUGCCAGCGGGCACGAUCUUUUCAGCAUUGAAACAACCGAAAAAUCCAGCUGUGAAACAAGCAACGUACUUAAUGGGAAUGAGGUCAGGCAGUUUUACGAACAUUUAAUAAAAGAUGGCGAAGGGCAAGAUGUAUCCAGGAGGAGUGCAAUUAGCCAGAAAGAUAAUGGCAGAGAGCAUCAGAAUAAACAGAGGAACAGAGAGUCCAGUAGAAGAGCGAGGAGGAGAGCCAGGGCUGCAGAGAUGCAGCAGGGUCAAACAGAUUCUGUGGUGCACAGAGUGAUGAGUGGCGAAAGUGAAGCCAACCCAAGAAGACAGACAAGCAAUUCAGAAAGAACCAUGGAGCUCCUGGGGCUCAGGUUGCUGCGUUGUGCCCAUGAUGGGGACAUCUCUGGCGUUAAAGACCUGCUCUCAAAAGGGGUCGACAUCAACUUCCAGGAUACUUACUUCUGGACGGCGAUGAUGUGUGCAAGCUGGUCGGGACAAAGAGCUGCGGUGAGGCUGCUGCUGCAACACGGAGCAGCCUGGGUCGGAGUUGUUGAUACACAGGGCAGGGAUGCCAAAGACCUGGCGCUGGAAGCGGGCCACAGUGAGGUAUUGGAGGAGUUGGAGAGCUAUGGGAGAAGUACACAGAGAGACACACAAUCUGAUAGCAGGGCCCCCCAGCCUCAGUGGUGCGGUGUGUGUUGUAGCGAGUACAGCAGUAGCCUGUCAUCACAUCUCUCCUCCACUCUACAUCUGUUCAGUCUGCGGCGUGCUCCACCCACCCCUUACUACUGCCUCCCCCCCUCCAGCAACAGCUACAAGAUGAUGGUUCGUUGCGGCUGGAAACCAGGGACAGGACUAGGGCCAGAGGGAGAGGGGCCUCAACAGCCAGUGCCAACUGUGCUGAAGAGAGACCAGAAAGGCCUGGGGUAUGGACAGAUGAAAAGAGCCAAAGUUACUCACUUCCAACCCAGGGAUCGUGACGCAGUAAAACCACCAUCCAAGGAGAAAGAGGAGAGAGGAGGAAAAGGACAGAGAAAAGAAGAAAGUAGGAGAAAGGAGCUAAAAGAUAAGAACUGGGAAAGAGAUUUUCGUGCCUCUUUUUAUCUUUGACUCCUGCUUACUCUGACUUUUUUACAAGCCCUUUCUCUCAAACACAUCUCAAAGUAUCUCUCAAACAAACAAUCUAUUACGAAGACAAGUUGUACCUGUUGUAAAGCUCCUGGAAGGUGUUUUCUAACGAAGCCAAUUAAUAUGAAUAUCUUGACUCUACCUCAAAGCUGAAACUGUGUCUGUAUAUGGAAUUAGUUGUGCCGCUGCCCACAGAUGUGCAAUGACCAAAUGUAUUUCAUCUUUGUCAUGGUUUUGUUUUAAUCUGUGUCACCAAAUAUGGCAUAUUUACUAUUGAUCCACUAAGACUUUCAAAAGGUGGAUUUUAUUUCUAUAUAAAAAAAUACACUUGAGGUUCAUGAUCUAGGAAAAUAAAUGUUUUUAAUGUCAAACAGCUAUUUUGAUAUGUUUAAUAUAAUACAAUAUAAAGCAUAUGAGGAAAAGUAGUUUAGAUAUUGAAAGUUGUAUCAGAAAUUUAUCAUGAGUGACUGCAGUAAUGCUGUUCCUAAAGUUCCUAAUAUGGUCCAUGGUUCUUUAACAUAGAAUGUUGCAACAGUGAACUCUUCCUCUGGAAUAGCUCCAGCUACCUUCUUACCUAAUUUGACAGACCUGCAGCCAUGUGACAGGUGAGCUACGUCAUAUGCUUGUGCAUAUCUGCCUUAUCGUCACUGCUGUACAUAACUUCCUCACAUUUGGCCAAGUAGUCUAGAUUGUUAUAUCUCAAAAGCCGGACUCCUUUUUUCUUUUAUGUGUUAGGCUUGGACAUGUUUCAAGAUUGUAUUUAAAUAAGCACAGCACAAGCCACUUCAAAGCCCUGUAAACCCCCCCAUGACUCUACAUGUGACCUCAGACAGGGCCCCUAUUUCUAUUCCAAAGUCCAGGCUGAAGACUACAGGUGGCCGAGCUGUAGUCCUCAGAGCUCUAAGACUGCUAAACACCGAAGUCAGUAUCUUUUAAAUCACAACUUCAAACUUUGUACACUGAUUGACCAGGAAAACCAAACAACCUGUACAUUGUACUCUAAUCCAACAGUCUGGUAUUAAACAAUGUUUUAAUUGUUACAUAGAGAUGUUGAUUUGCUGCUACAUAGAUUAGAUGGACAAUACAAUAUUAGAAAAAACAUGCAAUGCAGUGCAAUACAACAAAAGUUAUUUUAUUUAUAGAGACCAAUAUCACAAUUUGCCUUAAGGGGCUUAACAAUCUGUACAGCAUACACCACUCCCCCUUAUAAAACUGAGUCAUCACCUAGAUGAUUUGCAUUAAUUGCAUUGCAUCAGACAGGUGUUUUUGUACUUUUCUGGUCAUUGAGCACAUAGGCAUGCUUUGUAAAGGAAUCUGUUGUCCUGUUAAAUUUUUUAACAUGUUUUUUUACCCUCUUUAUUCCUCAUUACAGUGGUAUGUGGCUCAGUUAUUCACGCCAUCCCUUCACAGCUUAAAUAAUUGCUGGGUUGUUUACUGGUCCUUUCUAUGCUCUACAUGUUGUGUAUGGUGGUCCUACAAGUGCACAGUUUUCUCCUAAAUUUCAUAAACACGCA